AGUCGCGACACGUCAGAAUAUUUAAUUCUUUUAUUUAAAUAUUUGCACAGUUGUCGAAUCAAAACCUCAGGCACGCGCUCAGAACACACCACUCGCAACCAUGAAGUGCAAGCAAGCACAUAAUCUGUCCUUGCUGGGCCUGGCUUUGAUUAUUUUCAUUGCGAUUUCGACGGUGACAGCUUUGCCCGUGACUCAAAACAAAAAAGCGGACGCCAAGGAGGCUGAAUCCAGCAGCACCCCCGCCACAGCUGACGUGGAGACGGCUCUGGAGUAUGAGCGUUAUCUGAGGGAAGUGGUCGAGGCACUGGAAGCUGAUCCCGAGUUUCGACAAAAGCUGGACAAGGCCCCCGAGGCAGACAUACGUAGUGGCAAAAUAGCUCAAGAGCUUGACUAUGUGAAUCAUCAUGUGAGAACAAAGCUUGACGAAAUAAAGCGACGAGAGUUGGAGCGACUGCGCGAGCUGGCCAAUCAGGCCUAUGAGCUAAGGAACGACAUCGAUCGGAAGCAUCUGAAGGUGCCUCUGCAUUUGGAUCAUGACAAUGCGCACACUUUCGAGAUAGAGGAUUUGAAGAAGUUGAUUCAGAAAACGUCUGAUGAUCUGGCCGAGGCGGAUCGCAAGCGUCGUGGGGAUUUCAAGGAAUACGAAAUGCAAAAGGAGUUCGAGCGCGAGGCCCAGAAGAAGGAAAUGGACGAGGCGUCGCGUAAGAAGUUCGAAGCGGAGCUCAAACAAAAGGAGGAGAAGCACAAGGAGCACGGCAAACUACACCAUCCUGGCAACAAGGCUCAACUGGAAGAGGUAUGGGAGAAGCAGGACCAUAUGGACAAGAAUGACUUUGAGCCGAAGACCUUCUUCUCCAUCCACGACGUGGACAGCAACGGCUACUGGGACGAGGCCGAAGUGAAGGCCCUGUUUGUCAAGGAACUGGACAAGGUCUAUCAAAGUGAUCUGCCCGAGGACGAUAUGCGCGAAAGGGCUGAGGAAAUGGAGCGCAUGCGUGAGCAUUACUUCCAGGAGACGGACACCAAUCACGAUGGAUUGAUCAGCAUCGAGGAGUUCAUGAUGCAAACUACGAAGGACGAGUUCCAGAAGGAUCCCGAAUGGGAGACCAUCGACAAACAGCCGCAAUACACUCACGAUGAGUAUCUGGAGUACGAGCGCCGCCGCCAGGAGGAAGUGCAAAGAAUGAUUGCCCAGGGACAACUGCCGCCCCACCCAAAUAUGCCUCAAGGCUACUACUCAGCGCCGCCACCCGGCGGUGUGGCCUACCAUGAAGCGCCGCCUGGAGCUCAGCUCCACUACCAGCAGGCAGAACAGCAGCACGCACAGCAGCAGCAACAAUAUGCUCAGCAGCAACAGCAAUACGCGCAGCAGUACCAGCAACAGCAAUACGGCAAUGGACAACCCGUGCAAUUGCAUCCCAAUCAGGUAUAUCAGCAUGCCGGACAGAUACCACAACAGCAGCCACAGCCAGUCUAUCAGCAGCCACAGCCCGUGCAGCAGCAACAACAGCAGCAGCCGCAGCCCGUGCAGCAUCAGCAACAGCAGCAGCAACCUGUGCAACAGCAGCAGCCCGUGCAAUAUCAGCAGCAGCCAGUGCAACAGCAGCAACAGAAACCUGUUCAACAACAACAGCAACAGCAACCCGUGCAACAACAACAGCCCCAAGCCCAGCAAUUGAAUAAUCAACAGCCGCCAUCUGUGCAAAGUCAACAGCUUCCGGUACAGCAGCAACAGAAAGAGCAUCAACAAAAUCAACAAAUACCACAGCAGCAACACUAAAAAUUCCUUUCGAUGGUGCAUUUGGUAUAGAGAAAAACGUAUAGAAAUCGAAUUAAAUUUUUGGUUGAUUUUGAGACCACUGAUUGGACUGAAAUAGCAAAACACAAAACAAUUUCUCACUACGAUUAUAUGGCAAGAAAGAAAUUAAUAACCGAAUGUCGAUUCGGCUGCCACAUUGUCUUUCCAUUGUAAAAGUUAUCUACUUCUCUCUCUUUUAUACUCUUUCUUCUUCUCCUGUCCCUCUGCAUUAUGCGAAGUUUUUUUAACGAAUUUUUUGUACAUAUUACUAUUUAUACAAUAUGAGUUUUCAUAGCAGAAAAAUAAAUAACAAUUGGGUCAGACCACG
This is a messenger RNA of Drosophila guanche, 2126 nucleotides long. It is a transcript of the gene NUCB1, whose product is annotated as nucleobindin-2. Bases 101 to 1780 code for a protein of 559 amino acids. Gene Ontology annotation, cellular component: endoplasmic reticulum-Golgi intermediate compartment; extracellular exosome. Gene Ontology annotation, biological process: carbohydrate metabolic process. Gene Ontology annotation, molecular function: calcium ion binding. The record is from RefSeq and is a predicted model, not a curated record. The transcript is spliced from 3 exons. NCBI's taxonomy places the organism in Eukaryota, Metazoa, Arthropoda, Insecta, Diptera, Drosophilidae.